Messenger RNA from Neoarthrinium moseri, 1398 nucleotides. RefSeq lists its product as uncharacterized. Lineage: Eukaryota; Fungi; Ascomycota; Sordariomycetes; Amphisphaeriales; Apiosporaceae. The coding region runs from base 1 to 1398 and encodes 465 amino acids. The record is from RefSeq and is a predicted model, not a curated record. The transcript has 4 exons.
AUGCCUCUCUCGGGAUCCGGAUUCGAGAAAGAGGACAAUAUCCGGUCGACCUCAUCACACCUGGCAGGAUGGCAUCUUCCAGCAUCGCAGCCGUCCAACGUCGAACUGAGCCGUGGGCUUCCGAAUCCGCGACCCGACAGUGCGCAACGCUUUGUCGCAAGAGUGCAGCAAACUGCAUCGGAUUGGGCCGAGGUGGAGAGAAAGCCAGCUCCAAAUGCAUUACUUGAAAUAUGGAAACAACUUAUUGCGGUGCUGCAAGCCUUCAUCAAGGCAUAUAUGGAAUCGAAGAAGGCAUAUCUCGAACAAGCCACUCAAUCGGCUGCAGAAGGAAUGAUCGAUCUGUUGCGCGGCCACCAGUGUAUGAAGAAGCUACCCGACGCUUUUUCCAACUUUUGCUCCUUCCUGCUUCACUGCGUCUGUACAGUUCUUGUGGGAUCCGGCGAAGAUCUGAAUACCGUGGAACGCUUCAUCAAAAAGGUUUUGCCGAUCGCUGGAGAUCAAAAGUAUUUUGCACGAUUGCGGACUGCUACCAAGCAUACAUCGAAACUGAUCGAGGGCUUUGCUGAUGGCUUUCCAGACUUACAGUCAUGCUCCCAUCCAUAUUCUCAACUAAUGCUAUUCUGUUGCCCUGCCAUGAGUAUUCUUCGAGAGUGGUCAGAGUCUGCCAAUAAGGCACCCAAAGCUGCAGAUUUCAUGUCGAAACUGGAAUUUGCCAAGGAGGAUGCAUAUCUAUCAUUUUCACCGCCAUUUAUGCUGGCGUGUUCGGGCUUGCAGUUGGAUAAAAUCAACAAGGCGCUAGGAACAAGCCUAAAUAUGGACAAAUACAACCAGAGAUUCUCCGUCGCUGAGCGUGAGCUCGCCAGCCAAGCUCUACCAACCGAUGACCGGCGCACUGAAUUGGAGGACCUUUCUACACAUCUUGCGUCAAAUCAUCUUCAUUUUCUUGCUGAAGUUGCGAUCAGUGACGCAAGCUUGGGUCCUCGUAAUCAGGAGGAUCUUGGUUCUACCCUUAGUUCAGCUUGGCCCCGUGCCCACAACGAGGAAUCAGAUAGCCAGGCACCGGCCAAAGUCAGAAUAAUAUCGCGUGCUGUCAACCACGAAGAAGCUACUGGGAACGCGGACACUUGGAAUACGUCCGAUUAUCCGGCGCAGACACACGACACGACCCCGACAGAAGACAAUGCACUCACGACCACGGGCCAACUUCGUAGCGGCUGUCGCGAAAUGCUUCUCUCGACCAAAGAGCAUCGAACAUUCCCGCCGACUUCCAAGAAGCGCAAGGCCAACGGAACAUCUGCGGUCACGGACAGGGAGGGAGUGUGUUGCAAAUUUCGGUGGUUUUGCAAGGCGGGCGUUUCUCCGGUAAUUACAGGUUUCGCGAUGUGUGCACAUACCUAA